Molecule: messenger RNA, 267 nt
Organism: Schistosoma turkestanicum
Lineage: Eukaryota; Metazoa; Platyhelminthes; Trematoda; Strigeidida; Schistosomatidae
Source: the annotation of a GenBank genome assembly
GACUACAUAGCCAGAUUUGGACAUGGAAAUAAAAAAAUGGCACGUCAAGCACAAAGUAAAGAGAAAGUCUUGCAAAAAAUGGUAGCUGGUGGGUUAGCUGAACGUGUUGAAGGAGAUAAAACGCUGACAUUUUAUUUUCCCGACCCGGGUAAAAUACCACCACCUGUUAUUCAAGUUCACCAAGUUAGCUUUCGAUAUGGACCAGAUAAAGUAAGACUAAGUAUUGUUAUAGUGAUUUUUUGGCCAAUCUUAGCAUUUCUUGCUUAA